This is a messenger RNA of Cyclospora cayetanensis, 969 nucleotides long. RefSeq names its product DTW domain-containing protein 1-like. NCBI's taxonomy places the organism in Eukaryota, Apicomplexa, Conoidasida, Eucoccidiorida, Eimeriidae. The transcript is spliced from 4 exons. The record is from RefSeq and is a predicted model, not a curated record. Bases 1 to 969 code for a protein of 322 amino acids.
AUGUCCGUUAUGCCUCCCCUAUACGCUCCAACUGUUUGCCUAAAAGCCCCAAGCGCACUCCAGGCGGCCCUGCAUGCUGAAGACUACACCCCCCUCCUGCCGGAUAUCCAAGGGGCGAGAGCGCCUUCUACGUGCAACGGGGGGCCCUCUUCGGAUCCCCCGCCGAGGAGACGCAGCGAGUCAGCAGUUGCGGGAAGGAGGCGCUGCUGUGGAGGCUGUGGUCGCCAGCGUGCCUUUUACUGCAGCAGCUGCUGCUGCCUCGUUCUUUCAGAAGCAACAGCAAGCCACGUUCCCCGAGUUGCCUUGCCCUUCCGCCUGCAUGUCGUGAGGCAUCCCAAAGAAAAAGCGGCAAAGUCCUCUGCUAUUCCGCUGCGCCUCCUGGCACCCAACGACGCGGUGCUCUACGAGGUUCACGGGAGUCUCCUCAGCACUCGAGUAUGGGGGGGGCCCUCGGGGGGGCCCCCAAGCCCUUGGGCUUCUAGGAAGGGUGUCGUGUUGCUGCUGCCCGAAGAAGGGGCCCCUCCGGCGUCACGCAUUCGUUGGGAAGAAAUCACAGAUGUCGUUGUUGCAGACUGCACCUGGUACCAGGUUCCAGGAAUGCAGAAGCAUCCAGCGCUAAAGGAGCUUCCCCGCGUUCGGCUGGAUGGUCAGGGAGGCGCCUUCUGGAGGCGUCACAAGGGGGGGCCUCCCGAGUUUCUUUCCUCGGCUGAAGCCGUCUACUUGCUUCUCAGAGAGAGGGAUGGAGGGUCUGCCCCCCUCGGUGCCGCCGGUAUCUCGUCAGCUUCGCACGAAAAAGAAAAAUUCGAAACAGUUGUGCUUCCGACCGCCCCCUGUUUAUGUACUGAGGCACAUCUCCGAGGACGUCGAUCAAAUCCUCCCUACAGCGGACAGCGUAAAACUGCUGAGCGCCGCGUGGUUGGUGGGUGUGCGCACACGUCUCACCACCACCCUCCCCAGAGGAGGCGUUAA